AUGGUAGUUGAAUCGAUUGAAGACCCUUCUAUAAAAAUUAAACCAAAUAAAAAGUUAAUAGAAUUUAUUUGUAAAAAUGUUAAGAAAACAAGCAACACUCCAUCUAGUAUUGUUGCUUUGAAGAAAUCUACUAAAGACAACCAGAAAGAUGUCUUACUUCAAUUGGAUGACAUCAGAUGGUUGAAUAAGUACUUGGAAGAAUACAGGACCACUAAAAUGGAAAGUAUCUAUUUACAUGAAUUAUUAGAGGAAGCUGAUAUACAACUACCUACACCAAAACUUGUACCAAGAAAUCCUGAACUGGAAGCUAGGAUACAGAAAUUGAAAGCACAACAGAAUGCUAGAGAAUACCAAGCUAUGACCAAAAGCAUUGAUUCUAAUAGAAGACAUUUUCCAGAGGACAGUAUCUCUUACCAAAUGAAGCAAAUAAAUAGGCAGCUAAUAGCUGUUGCACAGUUUGUAUUUUCUGUGGUGGCAGGUUUUGUUUUUGGAUUCAAGGGUGUGGAGUUAAUAAUUGGAAAUUUAGAUUUUGGAUUUAGAUUGUUGUUAGGGAUAAUCUGUGCAUUGAUCAUAGCUUUAGCUGAAAUCUAUUUCUUAGCUAUUAAAUUAAAUGAAGAUGGAUAUGAAACUGUCCCACAACCUAUGCCUAAAAAAUUGCAUCAAGAAUAAAAUUUUAUAGAGCAUUACUAUGAAAGUGUAUUCUUCUAAAAUGGCUUUCUGCAAUUUCUAUAAAAACAUGAAAACACAAGGAAAAAUAAUUUGUGAAUAGCCAGGACAUGAAGUGGCACAAGUGAUGAUAAAUUGAAGGGGAAAACAGCAUAGAAAGAUCGAUGAAUUUAUUUUGUUUUAUAUUAUUAUUCAAGCUAAAAUAGUAUGGAGCUUUUUAAGCUGUUGCACUGUGAAAAAUAAAUAAAUCCUUUACUUUGUA
This is a messenger RNA of Osmia bicornis bicornis, 928 nucleotides long. RefSeq names its product transmembrane protein 199. Lineage: Eukaryota; Metazoa; Arthropoda; Insecta; Hymenoptera; Megachilidae. The coding region runs from base 1 to 669 and encodes 222 amino acids. The transcript has 2 exons. Gene Ontology annotation, biological process: vacuolar proton-transporting V-type ATPase complex assembly. The record is from RefSeq and is a predicted model, not a curated record. Gene Ontology annotation, cellular component: endomembrane system.